Molecule: messenger RNA, 900 nt
Organism: Fibroporia radiculosa
Lineage: Eukaryota; Fungi; Basidiomycota; Agaricomycetes; Polyporales; Fibroporiaceae
Exons: 4
Coding region: 1-900 (299 amino acids)
Biological process (GO): protein import into peroxisome matrix
Cellular component (GO): peroxisomal matrix; cytosol
Molecular function (GO): protein binding
Source: RefSeq, a predicted model, not a curated record
AUGAACAGGCCCCCGCCGUCGGGCCUCCACACUCCCGGCUUCGCCCAUUACGCCCUCGCCUGGUCUCCCUUCCACAGCAACCGCCUCGCUCUCGCAUCCGCCGCCAACUACGGCCUCGUCGGCAACGGCAGACUCCACCUCAUCUCCCUCGGCCCCGGGCCCGGCGGUCUCCCUGGGCUCUCGCUUGAAAAAUUCUAUGACACGCAGGACGGGUUGUAUGAUGCAGCGUGGUCUGAGAUCCACGAGAAUCAGCUCGUCACCGCCUCGGGCGACGGCUCCAUCAGACUGUGGGACAUCAUGCUCAACGAUCUGCCCAUCCGUGCCUGGCAAGAGCACACGCGCGAGGUCUUUUCCGUAGACUGGUCCAAUCUCCAAAAGGACCUCUUUGUUUCGUCGUCUUGGGACGGCACUGUCAAACUGUGGUCCCCAGAGCGCCCACAUUCAAUCACAACUCUCCAAGCACACCAAUCCUGCGUUUACCAGGCCCUCUUCUCCCCGCACCAGCCCGAUGUGAUCGCGACCUGCUCUACAGACGGCACGCUGAAGCUCUUCGAUCUGCGCGCCCCUGCCUAUGCGCCCUCCGCGGCGGGGAACAGCUUCACGCACCCACUGAGCGCCGCCGCGCUCACAGUGCCCGCGUCCGGGACAGAGGUGCUCUCGCUCGACUGGAACAAGUACCGCCCGCUCGUUCUCGCGAGCGCUGGCGUCGACAAGGCUGCGCGCGUGUGGGACUGCCGCAUGGUCAAACUCGGUGGGGGCGCGGACGUCGGGCCUGCGGUCGGCGGCCAGUGCGAGGCAUCGCUCGUCGGGCACGAGUACGCCGUGCGCAAGGUGCAGUGGAGCCCGCACCGCCCAGACGUGCUGGCUACUGCGAGCUACGACAUGACGUGCAGAGUGUGA